GACUUAUUCUUUAUAUAACAACCUGAAUUUGAUAAAGGAAGUGACGCUACUUCGAUAGAAACGGAAGCAGCGCAUGGAACACAGAACAGAACGUUUGUUCGUGGCCGCCCUGUCGUAACAAGAAGUGGAAUGUCGUUAUCUAAGAUUACCAGGUGACAUUGGCAUUAAAGAAUACAGAACAGAUAUGACCCUGUUUAUAUAAAUGUAUGGUAGAAUCAUUGAGACCUUUAACAAAAUUUCUUGACUUCAUUAUCUGGAGUGUGUUUGAAAUGACUUUGAAUUUUUAUUGACCUUGGAUUACUGCAGAGUUAACAGCAUCUUCUGAUAUUGGUUAAGACCACAGUUUAUGGAAACGUUGCCUAAUUAUUCCUUAGGAAAAAAUAUAAAAUCAGAACAGAUAUAACCAUUCGUAUAUUAUGGAGAGGGAAGAAAAAAUGGAAAGUGAAUUGUAUGAGGACCUUGUUAAAUGUGAAUCACAGUCUAAAAUGACUGACUUGACUGAAGAGAUUCCAACUAAUAUAGAAAAAAGAUUACACUACUGUGAUAUCUGUAAAAAGCCAUUCUCUCAAACGGGUGCCCUUAAUGUACACAAACGUAUUCAUACAGGAGAGAAGCCAUUUCGCUGUGAUAUCUGUGGAAAAUCAUUCUGUCAGAAGAGUAGUUUAAGUGUCCAUGAGCGUAUUCAUACAGGGGAGAAGCCAUAUCGCUGUGAUAUCUGUGGCAAAUCAUUUUCUCAAGUUGGACCCUUAAUUACUCACACACGCAUUCAUACAGGUGAGAAACCAUACAAAUGUGAUACCUGUGGUAGAUCAUUCUCUGCAACGGGCCCGUUAUCUAAACAUAAACGCACUCAUACAGGAGAGAGGCCAUAUCCGUGUGAUAUCUGUGGUAAAUCAUUCCCUCAAAUUGCUCAGUUGACUAAACACAAGCGUAUUCAUACGGGUGAGAAGCCGUAUCACUGUGACAUCUGUGGUAAAUCAUUCUCCGAAUCUAGUCCUUUAACUAAACACAAACGGCAAGAUGCUAAUAACCUGCAAACAUAUUUCUUUUCAACUAUGGUUUUUGAAAAACUAAACGUGCAGUUACAGUAUCGAGAUGACCAGCCUUCUUUCUUGUGUGAGAGCAUUGGUUUAAUUUAA
Octopus sinensis (East Asian common octopus) is the source of this 1139-nucleotide messenger RNA. Its product is annotated as zinc finger protein 239-like. Gene Ontology annotation, biological process: regulation of transcription by RNA polymerase II. Gene Ontology annotation, molecular function: DNA-binding transcription activator activity, RNA polymerase II-specific; RNA polymerase II cis-regulatory region sequence-specific DNA binding. The transcript has 5 exons. The record is from RefSeq and is a predicted model, not a curated record. Gene Ontology annotation, cellular component: nucleus. Bases 417 to 1139 code for a protein of 240 amino acids. NCBI's taxonomy places the organism in Eukaryota, Metazoa, Mollusca, Cephalopoda, Octopoda, Octopodidae.